GUUUAUUGUGGGACGUGAUUCUGUUCAAACCCGGAUUAUCUUCAGUCUCCUUUGUUCCUGCUUCUCAAUGGGCUGAAACUUUGUCACAUUCACGGGAUGUUGAGUGUUCAGCAUCUCUGAAAUCCAGCAAGUAAAGAUCAUGGCUUGUGCAUCUCAGUCAGCCUUGGAUUACGUCAGGAGUGCCAGAGACCACCUGGUGAGAACAUUAAAGGGGAUUACUGAGAUUGUGGAGAAAUUGUCCACGAGAGGAUUUUUCUCAGAGGAAGAUGUGAAUAAAAUAAAGUCAGAGAGUGAUGGAUUUGACAAAACCAGCAGAAUUGUGGACUAUGUUAUAGAAAAGGGGGAAGAAGCUUGUUAUGAGUUUCUCAGGAUUAUUGAUACAACAAGGAGGACCUCUGGAGAGAGAUCACUGUCUUUUGCAGAAGAUCCAGAGUCAUCGUCCUCUCUGUCCAACAUGUUUGACCUCAACUACUGGAUCAGCUGCUUUUCCUUCAGGGAGGACGUUAACAUGGAUGUAAAAUCUUUACAAGGCCCCAGCCCGCGCCACAGAUACCAACAAAAGCUGAAAUCAGAAGCUCAAAAGAUUUCAGAAAGAUCAUGGACUCAAAGUAAAGCAGUCCUGUUCAACAAGCAGAGCUCCCUGUCCUACAUCUCACUUGUGUUAGACACACCAGGACAGGCUUCAGCAUCCAAAAUAAAAAAGUCAAAGAUCAAGAAAAGCAGGAAGCUUCGACCUAAAAAACUAAAAACGUACAUACCUGAGGACAAACAUGGAACUUCUCCGAGUGAACUCCUGAAAACAUAUGAAAGAAAAAUCCUUUUGGUAGGAAAACCUGGAACUGGGAAAACAGCUGUGGUCCAUCAGAUGUUGAAACUGUGGUCAGAGAAAGAUAACAGAGAUCUGGAUUACAUGUUCUACUUUGAUAUGAGAAUAUCAACACCCAACAUCACAGAGGUCCAUAAACUGGAGGAUCUUCUCUUCAGUGUGUUCUGUGAACCAGAUGAAGGCAACGAUGAGGUCUUAGAGGACAUGAAGGAUAAUGCUGACAGUGUUACCAUCAUUUUUGAUGGAGUUACAGAUGUUCCCUCUACAUCAACCCAGUCUGCAGUGCUGGAGCUCAUACAGAAGACUCUUCUACCUGAAGCAAAGAUCAUCAUCACCUGCAGACCAGAGGUGGAGUCAGCAGACUUCCUGUUGGAUUGGGACUGUCUCAGAGUGGAAGUGAAAGGCUUCAGUGAGCAGGGCAUCAGAGAGUACUUAUCCAAGAAUCUGAGUGAGGACCACUUCAACAAAGUUUUGUGUAACUUGGAGUUAUUCUCUCUUUGCCACGUCCCCAUGUACGCCCUGAUGGUGGUCGCCUGCUUUAGCUUUGAGGGCUCCGAUUUCUCUCCACAUCCCUGCACAGUUACUGAAAUAUACCUCAAUAUCCUCAAUUUCUGCAAUCAGAGAAAUGUUUCUAAGACACCUGAAAAUGAAAGCACUAAAUGGGAUGCAAUACUGUCUUUAUCUCAGGCAGCUUUUUGUGCAACAGAAGGGAAAAAUGUGAACCUAACUUCACUGCCCAAACUAGACAGCUGUGCUAAUUUGGCCAUUUUGAGCAGGAAUGUAAUUCAAGUCAGCCCAACUGUAAAGAAACACUUGUGUGCCUUUCUCCACUACACAGUUCAGGAGUUUUUUGCAGCUCUGUGGGUCUUAAAGGAUCCAGAGAAGACCAGGUGUGUUCUACAGCAGUGUCUGGUUCAGGGCAGCAAACACAUGAAACAUUUGGUCCCUUUCCUGUGUGGACUGUUGAAUGAGAAGAACACUGAUUUGUUAGAGAGUCUCCUUCCUCCUCAGCAGCUCAGAGACACGUCUGACUGGUUCUUCAAACACUUGGUGACCAACUUUGUAGGUUAUAGUGACCAUGAAGACUGUGAAAUGGACUUAAUGUUCUUAUGUCAAUGCCUCUAUGAGUCUCAGUCACCUGAUGCCUGCCUCUGCCUCCUGGAGAAACUGGACUACUUUAUUGAUGUGAGUGGAGAGACUCUUGAUCCUCAGCAGUGUUGUGUUCUGGCCUAUGUAAUCAGCCAGAGUAAGGAGAGGAAAAUAGAGCUGAACCUGGAGGAUACAACAGUAUCAAAACAGGGAAUGAGGCCUUUGCUGGGAUGCCUCAGUAAACUUCAAAGGAGUGACUCCUUGUCACGCCAGCUGUGGACCAUUUCUCUUCUGACUGAUGGGGACGUGGAUUACGUGAGUUUACUUGACUUCACUGAGAAUCAGCUGCACCUCCCAGUCAACAGUAAAACACAACUGUAUGACAGAGCUGUGAGAGUCCUGCAGGAGAGGAAGAGGAAGGUGAAAGUCUGCCUUCACUGUGAUCACAGAGUCUGUCAAAGUGCGAGCUCGUUCCUCUUACACCAUUUACCCCACAUCCACUCACUCAGUUUCUGUCAGUCAUCAGGAAAUCUCUCAGAUCAAACUGAGUUGUUGAUGAAUCUCUUCAUUGUAGCAGCAGAUAGAGAACAGAGGACAGGAGAGAAGAUCCUCAACAUGUUAUCAUCAGUCUGCUCUUAUCAGAAAUUCCCUCUUCAUUCUAAUUCCAAUGACAAAUAUCAGAGUGAUUUCCUGUUGGAUCUGUUCUCCCAUGUGAAGGACUGUGAGACUAAAACAGGUCUGAGUGUCCUUCCAUCAUUACAGUCAGUUUUCCAGUCAGCUCCUGCAGUCUGGUCCAUAGACCUCUCAGAGAGAAAGACCUCCAUCCUCCUGGAGGUGCUGAAACUCCAACCAGAGAAGAAACAAGUGGAGCUGAGAGGCUGCUCACAUGAAGAGAGUGAAGUGAGGAUUUUGCUGCAGUGUCUGCCUUAUAUCUCACAGCUCAGAGUUGAUGCUGAGACAUCAGAUGAAGACAGAACGAAGAUCUUUGUGAGUCUGUUCUGUGCAACAGCAGAGAGAGAGCAGCAGACAGGAGAGAAGAUCCUGGAGCUGUUAGCAUCAGUGUGCAGAUACAAAAACAGUCCUCUUAAACAGAAAUGGUGUGACUUCCUCCUGGACCUGUACUCUUAUGAGACUAAAACAGGUCUGAGUGUCCUUCCAUCAUUACAGUCAGUUUUCCAGUCAGCUCCUGCAGUCUGGUCCAUAAAGCUCUCAGAGAGAAAGACCUCCAUCCUCCUGGAGGUGCUGAAACUCCAACCAGAGAAGAAACAAGUGGAGCUGACAGACUGCUCACAUGAAGAGAGUGAAGUGAGGAGUUUCCUGCAGUGUCUGCCUUAUAUCUCACAGCUCAGAGUUGAUGCUGAGACAUCAGAUGAAGACAGAACGAAGAUCUUUGUGAGUCUGUUCUGUGCAGCAGCAGAGAGAGAGCAGCAGACAGGAGAGAAGAUCCUGGAGCUGUUAGCAUCAGUGUGCAGAUAUCAAACAUUCCCUCUUCAUGAGAGACACUUGCAUUAUUAUGAUGAUGAUGAUGAUGAUCUGAAGCAAUAUCGCCUUGACUUCCUAUUGGAUCUGUACUCCCAGAUGAAGGACCACGAGACUAAAACAGGUCUGAGUGUCCUUCCAUCAUUACAGUCAGUUUUCCAGUCAGCUCCUGCAGUCUGGUCCAUAGACCUCUCAGAGAGAAAGACCUCCAUCCUCCUGGAGGUGCUGAAACUCCAACCAGAGAAGAAACAAGUGGAGCUGAGAGACUGCUCACAUGAAGAGAGUGAAGUGAGGAGUUUGCUGCAGUGUCUGCCUUAUAUCUCACAGCUCAGUUUUGAUGUUUGUAAUCGUCAUGAAGCAGUCAGGUUCUUUGUGAGUCUGUUCUGUGCAGCAGCAGAGAGAGAGCAGCAGACAGGAGAGAAGAUCCUGGAGCUGUUAGCAUCACUGUGCACAAAUGAAACAUUCCCUCUUCAUGAGAAAUACUCUGAUUAUGAUGAUGAUGAUGAUUAUGAUCUGAAGCAAUAUCAGAGUGACUUCCUCCUGGACCUGUACUCUUAUGAGACUAAAACAGGUCUGAGUGUCCUUCCAUCAUUACAGUCAGUUUUCCAGUCAGCUCCUGCAGUCUGGUCCAUAGACCUCUCAGAGAGAAAGACCUCCAUCCUCCUGGAGGUGCUGAAACUCCGACCAGAGAAGAAACAAGUGGAGCUGAGAGGCUGCUCACAUGAAGAGAGUGAAGUGAGGAGUUUGCUGCAGUGUCUGCCUUAUAUCUCACAGCUCAGUGUUUAUUUGGAGACUCAAGAUGAUGAAAUCAAGCUCUUUGUGAGUCUGUUCUGUGCAGCAGCAGAGAGAGAGCAGCAGACAGGAGAGAAGAUUCUGGAGCUGUUAGCAUCAGUGUGCAGAUAUCAAACAUUCCCUCUUCAUGAGAGACACUUGCAUUAUUAUGAUGAUGAUGAUGAUGAUGAUCUGAAGCAAUAUCGCCUUGACUUCCUAUUGGAUCUGUACUCCCAGAUGAAGGACCACGAGACUAAAACAGGUCUGAGUGUCCUUCCAUCAUUACAGUCAGUUUUCCAGUCAGCUCCUGCAGUCUGGUCCAUAAAGCUCUCAGAGAGAAAGACCUCCAUCCUCCUGGAGGUGCUGAAACUCCAACCAGAGAAGAAACAAGUGGAGCUGAGAGGCUGCUCACAUGAAGAGAGUGAAGUGAGGAGUUUGCUGCAGUGUCUGCCUUAUAUCUCACAGCUCAGUGUUCUUCCUCUGAGGUCACUUCGUCAUGAAGCAGUCAGGAUCUUUGUGAGUCUGUUCUGUGCAGCAGCAGAGAGAGAGCAGCAGACAGGAGAGAAGAUCCUGGAGCUGUUAGCAUCACUGUGCACAUAUAAAACAUUCCCUCUUCAUGAGAGACACUUCUAUGAUAAGAAUCUGAUGCAAUAUCGUCUUGACUUCCUGUUGGAUCUGUGCUCCCAUGUGAAGGACUAUGAGACUAAAACAGGUCUGAGUGUCCUUCCAUCAUUACAGUCAGUAUUUUCAGCUCCUGCAGUCUGGCCCAUAAAGCUCUCAGAGAGAAAGACCUCCAUCCUCCUGGAGGUGCUGAAACUCCAACCAGAGAAGAAACAAGUGGUGCUGACAGGCUGCUCACAUGAAGAGAGUGAAGUGAGGAGUUUGCUGCAGUGUCUGCCUUAUAUCUCACAGCUCAGAGUUGAUGCUGAGACAUCAGAUGAAGACAGAACGAAGAUCUUUGUGAGUCUGUUCUGUGCAGCAGCAGAGAGAGAGCAGCAGACAGGAGAGAAGAUCCUGGAGCUGUUAGCAUCAGUGUGCAGAUAUCCAACAUUCCCUCUUCAUGAGAGACACUUCUAUAAUGAUGAACUGAAGCAAUAUCGUCUUGACUUCCUAUUGGAUCUGUACUCCCAUAUGAAGGACUAUGAGACUAAAACAGGUCUGAGUGUCCUUCCAUCAUUACAGUCAGUUUUCCAGUCAGCUCCUGCAGUCUGGUUCAUAAAGCUCUCAGAGAGAAAGACCUCCAUCCUCCUGGAGGUGCUGAAACUCCAACCAGAGAAGAAACAAGUGGAGCUGAGAGGCUGCUCACAUGAAGAGAGUGAAGUGAGGAGUUUGCUGCAGUGUCUGCCUUAUAUCUCACAGCUCAGGAUUAAUGUUUACAAUCGUCCUGAAGCAGUCAGGAUCUUUGUGAGUCUGUUCUGUGCAGCAGCAGAGAGAGAGCAGCAGACAGGAGAGAAGAUCCUGGAGCUGUUAGCAUCACUGUGCACAUAUCAAACAUUCCGUUUUUAUGAGAAAUACUUCUAUGAUAAUAAUCUGAAGCUAUAUCAUCUUGACUUCCUGUUGGAUCUGUGCUCCCAUGUGAAGGACUAUGAGACUAAAACAGGUCUGAGUGUCCUUCCAUCAUUACAGUCAGUUUUCCAGUCAGCUCCUGCAGUCUGGGUCAUAAAGCUCUCAGAGAGAAAGACCUCCAUCCUCCUGGAGGUGCUGAAACUCCAACCAGAGAAGAAACAAGUGGAGCUGACAGACUGCUCACAUGAAGAGAGUGAAGUGAGGAGUUUGCUGCAGUGUCUGCCUUAUAUCUCACAGCUCAGAGUUGAUGCUGAGACAUCAGAUGAAGACAGAACGAAGAUCUUUGUGAGUCUGUUCUGUGCAGCAGCAGAGAGAGAGCAGCAGACAGGAGAGAAGAUCCUGGAGCUGUUAGCAUCAGUGUGCAGAUACAAAAACAGUCCUCUUAAAGAGAAAUGGUGUGACUUCCUCCUGGACCUGUACUCUUAUGAGACUAAAACAGGUCUGAGUGUCCUUCCAUCAUUACAGUCAGUUUUCCAGUCAGCUCCUGCAGUCUGGUUCAUAAAGCUCUCAGAGAGAAAGACCUCCAUCCUCCUGGAGGUGCUGAAACUUCAACCAGAGAAGAAACAAGUGGAGCUGACAGACUGCUCACAUGAAGAGAGUGAAGUGAGGAUUUUCCUGCAGUGUCUGCCUUAUAUCUCACAGCUCAGAGUUGAUGUUUGGAAUUGUCAUGAAGCAGUCAGGUUCUUUGUGAGUCUGUUCUGUGCAGCAGCAGAGAGAGAGCAGCAGACAGGAGAGAAGAUCCUGGAGCUGUUAGCAUCACUGUGCACAUAUCAAACAUUCCCCAUUCAUGAGAAAUACUUGGAUUAUUAUGAUUAUGUUCUGAAGCAUUAUCAGAGUGACUUCCUGUUGGAUCUGUACUCCCAUGUGAAGGACUGUGAGACUAAAACAGGUCUGAGUGUCCUUCCAUCAUUACAGUCAGUUUUCCAGUCAGCUCCUGCAGUCUGGUCCAUAAAUCUCUCAGAGAGAAAGACCUCCAUCCUCCUGGAGGUGCUGAAACUCCAACCAGAGAAGAAACAAGUGGAGCUGACAGACUGCUCACAUGAAGAGAGUGAAGUGAGGAGUUUGCUGCAGUGUCUGCCUUAUAUCUCACAGCUCAGCUGUGAUCCAGAGUUCUUCCAGAGUGUGUGCACAUCCAUGUCUGUAAGAUCCAGAGAGGAGUCCCAGCAGCUGGAGUCUCUGCUGCAGCUGCUGGGCUUCCAGCUGCUGCUAACAGCAGAGUUACACAGUAAAAGCUGCUGGUCUGUGGGGAGAGUUCUCAGACUGUGUGGCUCUAAAGUGGAUCUCAUCCUCACACCCAGCAAGAUGUCUGCCAGAGGAGGCGCUCUGCUCUUCAGACACACAACACAACUACACAGUCUGAGGCUUUCCAUCGACAUGUCCUUGCUGCUGUCUCAGUGGGUAAGAAGAGGCACAGCAGCCUGUCGGCUGGCUGUUGAAGAGCUUUCUCUUGUGCCUAAGAAAGCCCGACCAUCACACAGAGUAAUGUUGAGGACUGUCAGUAGUUUGGCUUCCCUGCUGAGAUACUGGACAGUCGGACGGUUAGACCUGACUGAGACCUGCAUCCCUGCUCAGGGUCUCAUUGCUCUGCUGCUCCAUGAUGGUCCUCUAACAGUCAAACUGAGUGAAGAGAGCUUCCAGCAGCUUCUGUCUCUCCUCCAUGAAACCCAGGACAAGGACUUGACGUUGUCCUUCUUGAGUAAGGUUGGUGGAGACCUGACCUCCUGCUGUCUGAGCUGGGAGCUUCUUCACUAUCUGCUGCAGCAGCCGUCAGCUCAGACCAUCACUGUGAACCUGAGGAAGAACCUCUUCUUACAGGAGGAAACCACACGUCUGCUUCCCUUUCUGGACAGGAUUGUGUUUAAAAGGCCCAGUCCCAGCUUUGUGAUGAGCUCCAUCAGAGAGAUCUACAGAGCUCACAACAGUCACGCUGUACCCAGUUUGCUGAGGUCACUCGGUCCUGUGAUCAACCUGAGCUGCAGAAAGCUGGACUCAGUGGACUGUGCUGCUCUGAUCUUCAUCCUCAAACAUGGAGACGGAGUCAGACUGAACCUGCUGUGGACCUCCAUACCAGCAGAGGGAGUAGAGUCCAUCCUCCUCAUGCUGGACAACGUUUCUCAUCUCAGUGUUGACAGGAACCAGCUGCUGAGGUUCAUCCACUGCUGUGCUGCCUGUGACGUCCAGCAGGAGGCAGCGUCAGGUCUGCUGAGGACUCUGCAGCACAGCUUGGAUCUGUCCUGCUCCUCCUGUGUAGAGCCACCAGAGGAGGAUCAGCCUGAGCCUCUGAGUCUGACUGCUGAUGACUGCAGGGCCGUCUCCACCAUCCUGACACAGGGCAGCCAGGACACACAGCUGGACCUGCGAGACUGUGAGGUGGAGGACAGCGUGUUGGACCUGCUGUUUCCUGUCCUGCACAGGGUCCGCCUCAGAGUCAGUAAAACUGUCCUCCUCCAGCUGCUGUCUCUGGUUCCUGUGAACAGUGAGAGGGAAACAGUGAGGCGGGCGGUGUCCCUCUGUACAGCCCUGGGUGGAGAGCUGGAUCUCAGUCACAGCACACUGGAUCAGAGGGUCUGUGGGGCUUUGGUCCAGAUGCUGGACUCGUGUGAAGGGCUGACAGAGCUGGACCUCAGUCACUGUCAGCUCACUGACCAGCUGCUGCUCCCUCUCAUCACACAUCUGCACAAAGUCCAAGUCCUGGAUCUGAGUCACAAUCAGAUCACUGAUGCUUCGACUGAUGUGUUACUGCAGCUGCUCUCCAUCAACCCCUCCAUCCACUCUGUGCGACUCUUCAGCAACAACAUCGUGCACAGAGCAGCCUUCAAGGAACACACGCAGUUUGAGAUCUGGUGAAGCGCUCGGCAUCAUCACCAUCGUCAUUAUCAUCAUCCUCUUG
Molecule: messenger RNA, 8621 nt
Organism: Pelmatolapia mariae (spotted tilapia)
Lineage: Eukaryota; Metazoa; Chordata; Actinopteri; Cichliformes; Cichlidae
Exons: 22
Coding region: 140-8578 (2812 amino acids)
Biological process (GO): regulation of apoptotic process
Molecular function (GO): protein binding
Source: RefSeq, a predicted model, not a curated record